Uncinocarpus reesii 1704 is the source of this 849-nucleotide messenger RNA. RefSeq lists its product as uncharacterized. Lineage: Eukaryota; Fungi; Ascomycota; Eurotiomycetes; Onygenales; Onygenaceae. The transcript has 3 exons. Bases 1 to 849 code for a protein of 282 amino acids. The record is from RefSeq and is a predicted model, not a curated record. Gene Ontology annotation, molecular function: oxidoreductase activity.
AUGGCGACAGCAGAACAGGAAGUCAAACUCCAAAACUUCGAUAGCAUCUUCUCUCUUGAGGGGAAGGUUGCAGUCGUCACUGGCGGGUCUCGAGGUUUGGGAUUACAUUCCGCGAGCGGUCUCCUCCAAGCCGGCUGCUCUAAAGUAUACAUCACCUCGCGCAAAGCCAAAGCCUGCGAUGAAGCCGUCGCCGCUCUGAACGCCUUACCCAACAAGCGCCCAGGUGCUCGCGCCAUCUCGAUCCCAGCAGACAGCUCCAAAUUGUCCGAAAUCGAGCGGCUGGUCGCAGAAGUCAAGAAAACCACGGACCAUGUCGAUAUCCUAUUUGCCAACGCAGGAGCAACCUGGGGAGAGAAAUUUGACACACAUCCUGAGCCAGCUUUCCAGAAAGUCAUGGAUCUAAAUGUCAAGAGCAUCUUCUACACUGUUCAAAAAUUUGCCCCUCUCCUCGAAGCCCGUGGCACCGUCGAAGAUCCAUCCCGUGUCCUCAUAACCGCUUCCGUUGCCGGAAUAAUGGUCGGGAACAUGGGCAACAACGCAACCUUCAGUUACUCUGUUUCCAAGGCCGCCGCCAUCCACCUGGCCAAAAACCUUGCCGUUGCGCUUGGGCCGCGCCAUAUCAUCACCAACGCCAUCGCGCCAGGAUUCUACCCAUCGAAAAUGGCGAAUGAGCUGAUGAAGAUCCAGGGGGGAGUGAAAAAGCUGUCAGAACACAACCCUAACAAAAGACUAGGCGAGCCAGAAGAUAUUGCUGGUCUGGUAGUCUUUUUGUCAAGUCGAGCUGCUGGCCAUAUCAACGGAGCUUGCAUUACGACUGAUGGUGGUGCUCAUUUGAAGGGGCGGAUGUAA